CCUCCCUGUCAAAACCAGGGGCCGCCGGCGGUGACCCUAUCCCCCUCCCUGUUAUAAGCUCACCCACUCCCAUCCUCUCUCUCUCUCUCUCUCUCUCUCUCUCUUAACACGCACACGGAAUGCCGGCCGCUGUAGUCUCCUCCUCUCUCCUCUUAGCACCGAUCGCCAAACCGCUCAAACCACCAUCCUCCGUCCCCAAUCGAACCCUAUCCCUCCGCCCCGUCCCUGCACCGCUUUCUGCUCGAUCCCGACUCCUUAGCCGCUUUCCCAUCCGCGCCGUUGUCCACGUCGACAAGGAGACCCCCGAGAACGAGAGGCCGGACACAUGCCUCGUCUCCGCCGACGGCCCCGAGUCCCCCGCCCCCAUCCGUGUCCGAUUCGAGAAAAUGAUACGGGAGGUCCAGGACGAAGUGUGCGCCGCCCUCGAGGCCGCGGACCGUGUGGGCAAGUUCAGGGAGGACGUGUGGUCGAGGCCCGGCGGGGGCGGCGGGAUCAGCCGGGUGCUGCAGGACGGAGCGGUCUGGGAGAAGGCUGGGGUGAACGUGUCGGUCGUGUAUGGGGUUAUGCCGCCGGAGGCUUACCAGGCUGCCAAGGGGAAGACCGGAACUGGCCGUGGAGAUUCUGCAGUGAACGCCGGGCCGGUGCCGUUCUUCGCUGCUGGGAUCAGUUCGGUUUUACAUCCUAAGAAUCCAUUUGCCCCGACAUUGCAUUUCAACUAUCGGUACUUUGAAACUGAUGCACCGAAAGAUGCCCCAGGUGCACCUAAGCAAUGGUGGUUUGGUGGUGGCACUGAUUUGACUCCUGCUUAUAUUUUUGAGGAGGAUGCAAAGCAUUUCCAUAGGGUUCAAAAGCAAGCAUGUGAUAAAUUUGAGCCAAGAUUCUAUCCCAGAUUCAAGAAGUGGUGUGAUGACUAUUUUUUUAUAAAGCAUCGGGGUGAAAGGCGUGGACUUGGCGGAAUAUUUUUUGAUGACCUUAAUGAGUAUGAUCAAGAACUGCUUCUUGGUUUCUCUACUGAGUGUGCAAAAUCUGUUGUUCCAUCAUAUAUACCUAUCAUAGAACGACGCAAGAAUACCCCUUUCACAGAGCAGCACAAGGCGUGGCAACAGCUACGAAGGGGACGCUAUGUAGAAUUCAAUCUGAUUUAUGAUCGCGGCACCAUGUUUGGACUACAGACCGGAGGCAGAAUCGAGAGCAUUCUUGUUUCCCUUCCCUUGACAGCUCGGUGGGAAUAUGGUCAUCAGCAACCAGAAGAAGGCAGCGAAGAAUGGAAACUCCUUGAUGCAUGCAUUAACCCAAAAGAAUGGAUUUGACCUCAACUUUUGAUUCGACUGUGCUUGAAUGUAGAGUAUAAUAAACUCCAUUGCUGGUUUCGGUGUUACGUCAUCUGAGCUUGUGGAAGCCUCAGGUAAUAAAUUGUGAUUUGGUCAUCGGAACCUCUUCUGCUGUGUUCUCAGGUUAUGAUUGCAAUCUUCAGUCUUCUUGUUCCUCAGAGUAAUUCAUCUGAUCCCUUCCAAGCAUCAAGUAAAUUUGUGAGUUGGUCAAUAGUUACUCUUCUGAUGUAGAAUGUGUUCUUCUUAGGUUAUGAUUGUCAUUUUUAGACUAACUUGAUCAUGAUUGUAAUAUACCUUGUCUCUUUCAAGCAUUAAAUAGAAUUUGAUUGGGCCACUGGAGAUGUUAUU
Messenger RNA from Musa acuminata AAA Group (dessert banana), 1679 nucleotides. RefSeq names its product oxygen-dependent coproporphyrinogen-III oxidase, chloroplastic-like. The coding region runs from base 120 to 1310 and encodes 396 amino acids. Gene Ontology annotation, molecular function: coproporphyrinogen oxidase activity. Gene Ontology annotation, cellular component: cytoplasm; chloroplast stroma. The transcript is spliced from 8 exons. Lineage: Eukaryota; Viridiplantae; Streptophyta; Magnoliopsida; Zingiberales; Musaceae. The record is from RefSeq and is a predicted model, not a curated record.